This is a messenger RNA of Alligator sinensis (Chinese alligator), 1197 nucleotides long. Its product is annotated as actin-like. The coding region runs from base 1 to 1197 and encodes 398 amino acids. The transcript has a single exon. Lineage: Eukaryota; Metazoa; Chordata; Crocodylia; Alligatoridae. The record is from RefSeq and is a predicted model, not a curated record.
AUGAUCUAUCCAAGGAAUCCUAAGAGCCCAGGUUCUGCUGGCUAUGAGCCUGCAUCCCGGGAAGUCUCCACGUCAGAUGCGGCAGAGAAAUACAAGGACUACAGUGCUGUUGUGAUAGACACUGGCACUGGCUACACCAAGAGCGGCCUGGCUGGCGAUGAGAAGCCACGCUCUGUGGUCCCGAGCCGUGUGGGGGUCCCCAAGGUCAGGACCAAUGACAGUCCCCUGUAUUACAUUGGGAAAAGCAUCCCCAGCAAUAGCUCAGAGGUGAUUGCCAACACCGUGAUGACCCAUGGCGUGGUUACAGACUGGGAUGCCCUAGAGAUGCUGUGGCAUCACAUCUUCUACACGGAGCUUAGUGUGUGCCCUGAGGAGCUGGCCGUGCUGGUCACAGAUGCACCCUUGUCCCCAACCACCAACCGGGAGAAGAUGGCUGAGCUGCUCUUUGAGAACUUUGAGGUCCCGGCAAUGUUUGUGGCACACCAGUCCCUGCUGUCUGUGUACUCCUAUGGACGCACCAAAGGGCUGGUGAUUGGCUCUGGCUAUGGGACAUCCUACACGGCCCCUGUCCAUGACGGCUACGUCCUACCCCAUGCCACCUACCGGCUAGAUGUGGCAGGCUGUGCUCUGACAGACUACCUGGCCAAGCUGAUGGGGGAGUGUGGCAACCCCUUCCGAGAAGAUGAGUUGGAGCUGGUGAGCAACAUCAAGGAAAAGUGCUGCUACAUCCCUGAGGACUUCCACGAAGAGCUGAAUGGAGAUGAGAAGAAAUACCUCAUGGACUUCAUCCUCCCUGACCAGCAGGUCAUUUCCAUUGGCAGCGAGCGGUUCCGGGGCCCUGAGGCCCUCUUCAACCCCGCUGUGCUGGGCUUUCCUGAGGCAGGUAUUCACAUCCAUGCCAUGAACAGCAUCAGAAAGUGCAAGCCGAAACACCGUGCAGAGCUGCUGGCCAAUGUGGUGCUGGCUGGUGGCACCACCAUGAUCCGGGGCUUCUCGGAGAGAAUCAAGAAGGAGCUGCUGAAGAUGGAGAUGACAGGCAAGGAGCAGGUGGCCAUCCUGGCUUCCCCCCAUCGCAGCUUUGCUGCCUGGCUGGGCGGCUCUAUUGUGGCCUCUCUCAACUCCUUCCAGAAUGUCUGGAUCAGCCAAAAGGACUACAGUGACAAGGGGCCUUUCGUGGUUCACCGGCACUCCUUCUGA